AACAGACCUUCAGUCUGACAUGUUCACAGGGCUGGGAAACUUGAUGACGAUUUAUCUAUAUUUCAAUGAUAUCAGUGACAUUCAGGAUGGAACUUUCAGUUCUACACCAGAAAUGAGAGAGUUGUACCUGCAACACAACAAGUUAAAACGCCUCAGAGCUGACAUGUUCACAGGGCUGGGAAAAUUGGAGAUUCUUAGGCUGUAUGCAAACGACAUCAGUGAUAUUCGGGCUGGAACUUUCAGUUCAAUGCUACAACUGAAAGUCUUGUACCUGUAUAAUAACAAGUUAAAAUCCCUUAGACCUGACAUGUUCACAGGGCUGGGAAACUUGCAAGAACUACAUCUGCAGAAUAAUGAGAUCACUGAUAUUUACCUAGGGACUUUCAGUCCAAUGCCAAAUGUAAAUAGAGUCCAACUGUUUGCCAACAGGAUCACAAUAUUUCCCUUUGAAUAUUUGUCAGACAUUCAAACAUUAUCUUCUCUUUACCUCGACAAUAACCAAAUGACGACCCUUCCCCCUGUGGCCUACGACGUACUUUCAUCCAUCGCAGAUGUUCAAAUUCACAACAACCACUGGCAGUGUGACUGUAGGAUGGUGGAAUUUAGGUUGAAGAUGACAAAAUCAAGUUCAUUUGAUGAACCGAUCACUUGUUCCCAGCCAGACAACCUCAGUGGGCGAAACCUGAUAGAUGUCAAUCUUAAAGAUUUGAUGACAGACUGUCAAAAACCGAACAUUACAAGGUUUGCGAGGAUUGGAAAGUAUCCUCUGAUACAGGGUAUGACUCUUCGUUUGUUCUGUAAUGCCUCCGGAAUCCCCACACCAGAGAUCACAGUCGAACUCCCAUCUGGACUCGAGCACAAGGCAACAGAAGAGUCAGGUGGGAGGGUGACUGUGCUGGCGAAUGGUACAAUUAUCGUAAAAGAGGUUACUGCACAGGAUUCUGGUCAGUAUGCCUGUAUCGCAGCAAAUUCUAUUGAUUCCACGAAGGCCUACUUCUCUGCAGUCAUUUCCCCAAAGUUUCUUGUUCCCAGUUUCCCCCUCCCCAUUCUUAAUAUCCUCUACCUGAUUGCAGCUGUAGCCGGGACCCUUGUUGUUGUGGCCAUUGUGCUGGCGAUCUGGUGUAAGUGUUGUCGCAAGGACCGUUCUGUAGCUGUAGGCCCCGACAGCGGUGUGGUUGUUCUCAACACGAGUCCACCGGCUGUGAUGUACAGUGGUCAUGGCGCAAGGGUGGCCUGGGGGCAUCCCAUGGCCAUGGCAAGGGUCUGAAGCGAUUACUUAUUGCUUGUAGUUCUUCUUCUUCCUUUUAAUGCCCACGAUCAUCAUACUGAUCAUUCUGGCAUUCCGGAUUGUAGAAUUUGUA
Messenger RNA from Branchiostoma belcheri (Belcher's lancelet), 1361 nucleotides. Its product is annotated as leucine-rich repeat-containing protein 4C-like. The record is from RefSeq and is a predicted model, not a curated record. The coding region runs from base 20 to 1267 and encodes 415 amino acids. Gene Ontology annotation, cellular component: extracellular matrix. The transcript has a single exon. NCBI's taxonomy places the organism in Eukaryota, Metazoa, Chordata, Leptocardii, Amphioxiformes, Branchiostomatidae. Gene Ontology annotation, molecular function: protein binding.